AUGCUUAUUAUUCAAGUCGUCUCAAACCCAGUUGCCGCGGAGGGCUUACAACAGAGAGCUUCUUACCCCGACGAUCACCACCUUCCACCGGCGGCUUCAGCCUUCAGUUCACUUCUCCGGUUACUGUUUCCACUACUUCGUCUUCUUCUUCUCUGCUUUUUCCGCACAACUUUCUCAAUGGACAAGAAACACAUAAGUCAAACUUGGGUUAGCAUUAUGUAUCAGAGAUUUGAAGCUGCAUAUCAAGAGGUUGAUGAAUUUAUGAACAAUGAUACAGUCAAAUACGUUGAAAACCAUAUGCAAACAGUUGGAGAGAGCAUGAAGAAGUUCUAUAAUGGAGUUAUGCAAGACCUUAUUCUUCCUCCAAAAACUCAAACCUACACAAAUUCAAUUUCAUCCAUUAAAGAAAACACCAUUGAUUCUUCUUUGAUCCCUAUUGAAGAACAAGAUACUAACCCUAAUUUUGAGAAUGAAGACAAGAUAUCUUUUCAAGAAGAGGAAGAAAUAGUUUAUAGUAAAACUUCAGAGAGUGAUGAUUCUUUGUUUGAAGAUGCAGAUUGGGGUGAUUAUUUCUCUGCAUCUUCAUAUGAUGUCUCAUCUUGUGAAUCUUCCACACACAAUAAUGAUUCCACAAUGUCUUCUUCUUCCGAUUUUGCCCUUUCUAAUGAAACUACUCAUGAAGUAAAUAACUCCAUGGUUGACUUUGAAGAGCUUAACAUGGACACUAUCGAUUUGAGUGAUAAAGAACAACUAGUUGAUAGUUGUGUUAUUGUCGAGGGCGAAAAAGUCUUUUCCUUCUCCUAUGGGUCAGGAAAAAGCAAAUCUUACAAGAAAAUCAUAAAAGAUGCUUUUAUGUCAAGAAAUAAGAUAACAAAGGAGUAUAAGCAGCUUGCAAUUUGGUGUGGAGAUAUUGAAAAAGAAUUCAGCCGAAAAACAGAUGAAAAUGCAACAAAAUCACAAGUUCAAGAUUCUCAUGAUUCUGAAUGGGAGCUUUUGUAGAUAAUUUUGUGGGUUUUUUAAAUCAUAAGUGCAUCGUAUUUUUGCAUAUAAAGGUGAGAUAAGUGUUUAUAGGAAGCUUCUUUUUUUUUUUUGCGUAAAGAAAAAAAAUUAUUGGUUCUUAAUUGUUUUAUAUGGAUUUUUACGAGGAAAACUUGGAUUUAAGAAUUUAUGGUUGAAAACGCACACAUGUUUUAGUUAAUUUUCUGUUUUUUAUUAUGUCAAACGUUCGAAAUUUUGUUUA
This is a messenger RNA of Lactuca saligna, 1240 nucleotides long. The record is from the annotation of a GenBank genome assembly. Lineage: Eukaryota; Viridiplantae; Streptophyta; Magnoliopsida; Asterales; Asteraceae.